This is a messenger RNA of Ochlerotatus camptorhynchus, 1620 nucleotides long. RefSeq names its product probable 4-coumarate--CoA ligase 1. Lineage: Eukaryota; Metazoa; Arthropoda; Insecta; Diptera; Culicidae. Gene Ontology annotation, molecular function: long-chain fatty acid-CoA ligase activity. Gene Ontology annotation, biological process: fatty-acyl-CoA biosynthetic process; long-chain fatty acid metabolic process. The record is from RefSeq and is a predicted model, not a curated record. The transcript is spliced from 3 exons. The coding region runs from base 1 to 1620 and encodes 539 amino acids.
AUGUUCAAUUCAUCGUACGAUCCGAAACGAAAAAUUUGGUCCGGUCUCAAGCAGCCGGGUCCGUUCAAUCCGCAGGCCAACCUAGGCCAAUUGAUUUUGAACUUGCUCGACCGAAGCCCAACCAUGGUGGCCCAGAUCUCCGUUGAAUCCGGUGUGGAACUAUCCUGCGAAGAGAUGCGCCUCCGUUCAAUACGUGCCGCUCAGAACUUGACCAGGUUGGGUUACACGAAAGGUGACACGAUUGGUUUUGCCGUGAGGAAUCGCGAAAAUGUUGCUCCUAUUGUGUAUGGAUGCUUCCUGAUUGGGGCUCCGGUGAACUGUAUUGAUCCGGAUUUUACGGCUGUCGAUAUGGCAUACAUGUUCGGGAUUAGCAAACCGGUACUGGUGAUAGCCGACGAAGACAACGUUGAUACGGUGAAAACGAGCUGCCAAACUGCGGGUAUAAGUCCGAAGUUUGUCGUGAUGGAUCAAGCUCCCGGCGAUGAUGAUCCGUCCGCUUUGAAUGUAGUUAAGGAGACCGGGAACGAACAGCUAUACUACCCAUCAUAUCUGGGUGAUUCGGAGAAGCUGAUCGCUGCGAUCGUUUUCUCGUCCGGAACUACUGGAAUGCCCAAAGGGAUUUGUCUAUCACAUGCCAACAUCAUCCAUCAAAAUGCGUUGAUAUGCCUCACGCACCAAUUCAAGACGGCUUUCUGGUUCAGCUCCCUUUACUGGGUAUCCGGGCUUCUGCAACUUAUUCAGGGCCCUUUCAACAACUCCACCCGGUACAUCUCGACUCGCCGAUUCAGUCCGGAGGCGUUCUUUGAAAUCGUCGAACAGUACGCACUCACGCACGUCUUCUCCUCGCCGGCCCAGAUGGCAACGAUCCUUCAAAGUCCUCUGCUGAAGCAAGCCGAUCUUUCCAGUCUGAAGUUCUUCUAUUCCGGUGGUGGACUAAUGUCACCAGGACUUCGCAAGUCAAUCGAAAAAUCGCUGCCCUCAUGCAGGACCGGUGUGGCCUAUGGAACAUCGGAAAUCGGCCACAUUGCAACGGAUGUCUUCGGGCCUACACGGGAAGGCUCAGUCGGUGUGCUCGAUCCAAACAUUGAAGCAAAGGCUUUAGAUGACGAUGGGAAUCCGGUGGGUGUUAACGAGAGGGGCGUGCUCUGGUUCCGGUACCCAAUCAAACCGAUGGGCUAUUUGAACAACCAAUCAGCUACGGACGAAAUCCUAACAGCCGACGGAUGGGUCUGCAGUGGAGACGUGGGGUACUUCGAUGAGGAUGGUUAUCUUUUCUUGAUCGACAGGAAGAAGGAAAUUAUCAAAUACAAGGGCUAUCAAAUAUCACCGGCGGAAAUUGAAGCCACAAUCGAGGAACUGCCGGAGGUGGCACAUGUCUGUGUGGUUGGACGGUUUGAUCCGGAGUUGCACGUUGACCUGCCGACGGCGGUGAUUGAAGUUCGCAAAGAUUGCCAGCUUGGUAAGGCUCGCGUGAUCGACUAUGUGGCUGGGAAGCUGGCGGACAUUAAACGUCUACGAGGUGGGGUGUUCUUUGUGGAACAGAUGCCGAUGACUGCGUCCGGUAAGCUCCGGAGGUAUGAGAUACGGAAGUAUGCCGAGCAGGAAAAGGGUGCCAACUGA